Molecule: messenger RNA, 600 nt
Organism: Rhizophagus irregularis DAOM 181602=DAOM 197198
Lineage: Eukaryota; Fungi; Glomeromycota; Glomeromycetes; Glomerales; Glomeraceae
Source: RefSeq, a predicted model, not a curated record
GCAAAAAAGCUUUACGUAGGACGAUAUGAAGAAGAUUCCAUAUAAUGCGUUACAGUGCUUAUUAAAUAGAGUCCAAACUUGGAGAGAUGUUCCUAAGAAUAAGCAUGUACUGUUUCUGAUCUCGAAGCUACCACAUACAGAUACCAUCGCUAAUUGGAUCAAAUCAGUGGUAAAGUUUUUUUACAGAACGUAGGAGGAGACUUGGCAACAAUAUUAGUAUUAGACAACUGGUCUAGACGUUUUUAUCGGAGUAUAAAGUCAAUGCUCGAAAGGAGCCAGGUGUCAACUUUGAUUUUAGAUAACGUUAGAUCAGUUAGGUUAUGAUAUUAAUUUACGAAUCUAUGAAAUACAUUUGUAAAUUAGGGACAAUAGGAUGUUGGACUUGCAACUUUUUAUUGAAGAAGAUUCUAUUCAAAAAAAAAAUUUAUUAGAAACCAAAUUUACAAUUUAAUUUUAAAAAUUGUAAAAAUAUAAACCAUUUUCAUUUGAAUACUGAUAAAGAAUUCUAUAAAUUACCAAGUGUGGGAUUGUUUUUUUUUAAACCUACAAUCUCUUGAAAACAUUAUAGAAUUGAUAUAUGUGUUCACUAGAAUUUCAAGA